Messenger RNA from Anguilla anguilla (European eel), 7487 nucleotides. Its product is annotated as probable ATP-dependent RNA helicase ddx6. NCBI's taxonomy places the organism in Eukaryota, Metazoa, Chordata, Actinopteri, Anguilliformes, Anguillidae. Gene Ontology annotation, cellular component: P-body; cytoplasmic stress granule. Gene Ontology annotation, molecular function: RNA helicase activity; ATP binding; mRNA binding. The transcript is spliced from 13 exons. The record is from RefSeq and is a predicted model, not a curated record. Gene Ontology annotation, biological process: cytoplasmic stress granule assembly; P-body assembly. The coding region runs from base 968 to 2485 and encodes 505 amino acids.
CGUUCGUUUGUGGCAAGAGAAAAAGAGCGGCCAUGUUGAAUUGCCAAGAGGAGACACAAUAGAAAAAGACGUGCAUUUGAAAAGAAUUAAAUAAAUAAAACAAUUUAAUUUAUGGUUAGUUAUAAGCUACAACUGAAAAGAAAAAUAAUUUGCCAGGACAAGAGGUUUUUGCAGAUUGGAGUUUUGGGCCCAUAGAAGUGACCACACGUCGCAGUUCGCUCUCCCACAGGCUCAGAGAGUAGGGGAGACCACUGGAUAGGCAGAGAUCAAGGAAACAGGAGCAGAAGACACUGUCAAACAAAGACCAAAAGGGCCACAUAGACCAGUUUGCUUUCAGACCACCAGUGGUUUAUGCCGUACAUUUUAUUUCAGCAGAAACUUUGAAACCGAUGCACAGGUCUAAUCUGAAACGGCUGAAUAUUGGAAGACAGAGAUACAUUUAAUAAUUGAACCUGUUGGGGUCAGAAAGCCACUUUACAAUAAAGUGACUUUAAAAGAGAAGGGAAAAAAGUGCUCUAUUGGUAAAACAAGUAUAAAAAGUUUGAGUUUUUGAGUUGAAAAAAUAUUUCCAGAAACUGUUUCUUCAGUUCAUAUUGCCUUAGCAGUUCUAAUCUAGGACUUACUUUACCACUGUACACGCUCAGAUAUAAUUUUCUAUAUUGUGUGCGAGUAUAUAAUAUAUUUAUUUAUAUAAAUUGUAAUUUCUCUUCUUUUGGAAGAGCUGUUGUGAUAUUUUUUCACAUGUACAGUGCUUCUUUAUUUUUAAGAGGUUUGUGCUGUACGGACCAGUUUGUAUAUAUAAGAGUAUUAUGAAGUUCUAACAUAAAAAAAAAAAAAAAUUCAAGAGUACGUUUACAUUACAAAAAAGCAAUACAAUCAUAGAAAUAAAAUUUGUGGGGAAAACCUGUCAAGGGAAAUCGAAUCUAGCUCUUAGUAGUUAAGAGGUCAGGGAAAAGACUUCUGAGAAAUGGCUACCGCAAGAACGGAGAACCUCGCCUCUGUGGUCGUGGGGCUGAACGGGCAAAUGAGGGGGCAGCCCAAACCAGCUUCCCCUCAGCCGGGACCCUUUGCACUCGGCUCACAGCCGGGGAAGGCCCCAGGUGCUCCUCCAAAAGAUGGUAUUGGCGCACAGGAUGGCGGUGGCAUCAGGUUUGGCGAUGACUGGAAGAAGAACCUGCAGCUGCCUCCUAAAGAUACUCGAAUGAGAACUUCAGAUGUGACCGCUACGAAGGGUAACGAGUUUGAGGACUACUGCCUGAAGCGGGAGCUCCUGAUGGGCAUCUUCGAGAUGGGCUGGGAGAAGCCCUCCCCCAUCCAGGAGGAGAGCAUCCCCAUCGCGCUGUCCGGCAGGGACAUUUUGGCCCGGGCCAAGAACGGCACGGGGAAGAGCGGCGCCUAUCUCAUCCCCUUACUGGAGAGGAUAGACCUGAAGAAGGACUUCAUACAGGCGAUGGUGAUGGUGCCCACUCGGGAGCUGGCCCUGCAGGUCAGCCAGAUCAGCAUCCAGGUCAGCAAGCAUCUGGGCGGGGUCAAGGUCAUGGCCACCACGGGGGGCACCAACCUGAGGGACGACAUCAUGCGGCUGGACGAGACCGUGCAUGUGGUGAUCGCCACCCCAGGCAGAAUCCUGGACCUGAUAAAGAAGGGCGUGGCCAAAGUGGACAGGGUGCAGAUAAUGGUGAUGGAUGAGGCCGAUAAGCUGCUGUCUCAGGACUUCGUGGUCCUGAUCGAGGACAUCAUCAGCUUCCUGGCCAAGGGCCGGCAGAUCCUGCUCUACUCGGCCACCUUCCCCAUCAGCGUGCAGAAGUUCAUGGCCAAGCACCUCCAGAAGCCCUAUGAGAUUAACCUGAUGGACGAGCUCACGCUGAAGGGCAUCACCCAGUACUACGCCUACGUCACCGAGAGGCAGAAAGUGCACUGCCUGAACACGCUCUUCUCCAGGCUGCAGAUUAACCAGUCCAUCAUUUUCUGUAACUCCACCCAGAGGGUGGAGCUCCUGGCCAAGAAGAUCACUCAGCUGGGCUACUCCUGCUUCUACAUCCAUGCCAAGAUGAUGCAGGAGUACAGGAACCGCGUGUUCCAUGACUUCAGGAACGGGCUCUGUAGGAACCUCGUAAGCACAGAUCUGUUCACCAGGGGCAUCGACAUCCAGGCUGUGAACGUGGUCAUCAACUUUGACUUCCCCAAGAAUGCAGAGACCUACCUGCACCGCAUCGGGAGAUCAGGGAGGUAUGGUCACCUGGGCCUGGCCAUCAACCUCAUCACCUCUGAGGACCGCUUCAACCUGAAGGCCACCGAGGACCAGCUGGUCACCGACAUCAAGCCCAUCCCCGGCAGCAUCGACAAGAGCCUGUACGUGGCCGAGUUCCACUCCGCCGACGCCGAGGCGGAGGCCGCGGGGGCGGAGCCUGAGGCCGCGGAGGCGGAGGCGGAGCCUGUGGCAGCGGAGGCGGAGCCUCAGGCCGCGCUGCUUCAGGAGUCCUGACCGGUGAGAUGCACAGGCCUGACACCAGCUUUGACCUUUGACCCCCACCCCCCACCCCCAUCCCCACCCCCCCAUGCACGGGAACCCGAGUCUGCACAGCCGGUAUGACGACACGCACAGGAGCUGAAAUCACUUCAAGCGCAGAGCGUACCCUGCAAAUUGACUUCCUUUUACUUUUGCGGAGUGACAGAGACUCGGAACGUCUCCGCCGGAAAGAAAUGGACGUUUCGUUUGGACGGGCCCGAGAGAAGACGAGAUUACCUGCGAGGAACGUGGCGACCGAACCGAUCUGGGGAGUGACGGGCGGACGGACAGCCCGAACGUGGAGACCAUCUUGCGGCCGGGAGCCAUUUUGUGAGAGGUGUUCCUAACCCCAGCCGUUUGUUUUCCAGGGAAACAGGACGACGCCAGCUUGCACAAAAAAGUCCUGCGCUUGCACUCGGACGUCAGGCUCUCUGAGUUGAAUCAUUUCGUUUUCACUGUGUUUCCUCCUCCAAUCCCUUUCUAAUCCGAUAUUAUGUUUCGCUGUGGUAAAGUUUCCCCGGUGAAUCGGUAGAGCAGUCCCCAACAGAAGUGUUUUUGCACAUACACCCCCCCUGCCGCGCUUGUGUUGUUUUUGCAGCCGAUUUCAGCCGUCGGCCAUGUUGCCGACCCCACCAGCCGACUCACCUUCUAAGACCGUUUCUCAUGAAGGGAAAACACGCAUGCUUCCAUGAGACCAGUUCGUGUCACUCUUCCUUUGUGACAGGACCUGAAUCAGCAUGAAGUGUACGUGUGCGAACUCACUACCUUUCAAAAUUCCACAGUCCCUCUCCAGUCACACCACUGAGCCCUGAAGCCAGUCCGUUGGCAGACCUGUUGAGCGGAGAGGAGCUUCAGAAGGCUUCAGAAGCCUCGUCCGUCGUCACGGGGACCGGCAGACUGUGCCUAUCCUAAUUCCCCAAGGCCGCCCUCGCGUUGCGUUGCGUUUGGAGAAGCGCGCUAACGCAACCUGCGGGCCAGAUGUAACGCAGCCUUGGAUUGGCCGAUGUGGUGCGAAGGCAAUGCACUGCGUGGUGCUGUAUGAACUUUCUGUUGUCGUGAAAAGUGUGUCCUGCGUGGGCUUUUUUUGGGGGGGGGGAGGGGGGUUGGGGCCAGCUCGCUGCUUUGGCGCUGCAGCUGAAGGGCACGCGGCCUCAGAGGCGAUGUCCCACCCCACACUGCGGGCCUCAAGGUCGGCGUUUGACCUUCAGCCUUUGACCCAAGGCCCGGUCCUCCCGCACCAGCUGUUUUCCUAGGCCUGGCCAGUCACGUGACCACCGCGCUACUUCAUCUUUCAGUCUCGCUGGCUGACUCGCAAGUGCCUUAAUUACUCCCCAAACGCACAUUUUCUCUCUCUCUCACACACACACACACACACACACACGCGCGCACGCACACAGACGACCAGGGCAGUGAUUACGCAAGACCAACCCUAGGCCGCAGCCUUGUUUUAGCCCCCUCUCCAUACUACAGUCACUCCUCUCAGUCCCUGGGCAUUUUCAUCUGGUCUUCCGCGUAUUUUUGGGCGGCAGCUCUCUGUGUUGACUGCGCACGCCCCCAAGCUCUUGGGUAGUUCAUUUUAAUGUCUGUUGAGCGGUGUGCCGGUCUCCUGCAUGGCCGUUUGGUGUGGAAUAGAACUUGUUUCUGUCGGAGAGGUGGCAUACCUGAGCACCAGCUGUGAACUGUUUUGUUGAAAUAUUGCAAUACUGGGGCCGCUUGGCCCUUUGAGCUCAGCAUUUCAGGUAUUUUCCGGUAUUAUGCAGUAGACCCAGAGGCGUUUGGCCCUGUUAAAGAGGUCUUGGAAUACUUCACUACAGUGUUUUGAUAUGAAGUCUGUGGACAAGUACACUGUGGAAUAAAGUUAGUUAAGUGGGUCUUGCACAGGUCAUUGACGCACAGCAGCACACGCCGUGGAAUGUAUGCAGAGCAGUACACUGGUACAGGGGCAGCGUGAAGGGGAAGUGAGGCACGUGAGUGCGGGACACUGGUGAUACAGGACACAAAAUGGCCGCAGUUUCACACGCGUGGAGGCACUUAAUAUGACAGCGCAAGCACAUUUCAGCAAAAGCUGGGGGGGGGGGGGGGGGGUUUAGUCGUGUUAAUUUGCCAUACUUUUCACAUGUAUGUAGUAAGAGAGGGUGGGGUCACAAGAACAGCAGGGCAACUUGGAUCCACUGACAUACCCCCCCCCACCCCCCCCCCAUUUUCUCUUACUUGCAAAACAUAGAAGUUGGAUUCCUUUCCAGCAUACUUUUUUGGAGUUAGUCUUGUCCUGUGCAAAUAGAUCUUCCUGCUUUGUCAAACUGGAAUGUUAAUUCUGUAAGGAAUUUGCUGUAAUUGUUCUUCAACUGGGCAGAACUGCAAGGCCAAGACAUUUAACCAUGUGACCAUCUGAAGCCCAAAAGUCAAACGGAAGUCUGUUCCACAGAUUGUGGGACUUCAGUCUUUCAUAUUGUAGCUUAUUGUGGCCCUUCUGAGCUUCAGUGCUGACAGUAUAGGGCCUGGAUGUGGGCAUGUACAGUAUAUUUGUGUAUUUUUUGUUUUGUUGGAGAAACCAAAACAUUUAUCAUCCUUUUUUUUUUUUUUUUUUACUGUUCAUCUUACUUUCAGUUCUUUCCUUUCUUGUUAAAAGAGAUGGGGAGAAUUGCAAUGUAGUUGUAACUUGAGGAAAAAAGGAGGUUUUUUUUUUUUUUUUUUUUAAGAAAAAUCGUAGCAUAUCUUCAAAACUGGCAGCUGUGAUUUCCCUCUAUCAAAGAAAUGCAUCGCAAAUGAUUUAAAAAAAAAAAAAAAAAAAGACAAACCGUCAAACUAAGAUGUUGCUUUUCUUAAAGGACACUUAUUGUUGAAUCUUGUAUGUGAAGCUGGCAGGUUGGGAGACGGGUUCAAAUUGGGUGUGGUGCAGAUUCAUCAGGGUUCUUUUUGGUUCUUGCAGGCUGCAGUGUAAAGAAGGCUUCAGUCACAUAUUUAAUACAGAUAUGCAGAGAAGACUGCAAGCACCUGGCCACUGGCAGCCAGUGCAUAUGUAGGUCACCAAGUCAUUUAAAACCUUUUUCCAACUGACUUGUACUGUAGCCAGUUGAAAAACACCUUUUUAUUUUUUGCCAAUAGUCUGUUGUUCAAUUCCCUGUGCAGUCAAUAUUAGUUUUAAGUGUUCUUUUUAUAGUACAAAUGUUGAAAUUCAAAGGCCACAAACUGCGUGUCAGUUUUGAUCAAGUCUGCCUGCUGUAUCUAGAACCAUGUUUUUUUUUAUGCUUUGGACCAAUCCAUUGCAUUGACAUGUGCCCUUUUUUGCUGGUGGGACUAGAGGUGGGUUUCGUUGUGGACUGCUUUAAUUAUGUGCGCCAUGAAAAGGCCUGUCCAUCAACAUCAACGUAAUGACUACCCUGGCCCACCACUGCCUAGCGUUCAUCCUUCAUGGCUGACACAAAAUGGUGCAUUUCUCAUACUUCUGUGGCUUCUUUUUCCCGUUUUGGGUGAAACCCCAAGAUCAUAUCAUUUCACUUAGAAUUAAGAUUGCUGCACAGGGAAUAUCUGUGGAUUUUUUUUUAUAUUUAAAAAAAUAAAUAAAAAUGACCAAAAAAGUGUACUGAGUAGGGAGGCCCAGGUGGUGGUGGGAGUGGGUUUAGGUAGAUUAGAAACUCUACUGUAAAUUGUGUACAUAUUCAGUUUCAUUUUGCUUCUGAAUACCUAAGUAUUUGGUGGGGUGGAGGGAGGUUGAAGAUUUUAUGUUAUUCAGUGCUAAUUUCAGGAUUGAGAUCGAAGCAAAAACAACCAAAAUAGCCUGCUGGCCUGUGUGACAUCAUCAGUGGCUGUGCAUCGGAGGCAUUCAGUCAUUCUGAUUGGUAACUUUGUAGAGUGAGUUGAGUGAGUGAGUGAGUGAGUUGAGUGAGUGAGAGUGCAUGUCAGCCUGCGUGCAUGCACCUUUUCUGCUGAGUGAAUUGUCAACAUGAAUAGUUGCACAAGUAAAUGUGAGUGGUGUGCUUGGGGGCUUGCAAUGCUUGGGACUUUUGGCUUGCUCUAAAAUGAAUUUGGGGGGGGGGGGGGAAACAAACCUUAAAAUGCUAGAGGUUCAAAGGGAUGGGGGCAGGGCCAGAGGCAAGAAAUUCUAAAGCAUUGAGAUGAAUUUAAGGUGAAAUAUGGUAACUAGGAGUUCACGGUGUUUGUGUCCAGGAUGUGCAAAAUAAAAAUGAAUCAAGUGCAUGGUGAAAAGUUUUUAACACCAGCAGAAAAUCUGUGAACUGAUUCAGAACACAAAACCUUAUUAUGAAUAUAAACACGUGGUUCAAUUGCUCUGCUAAUUGUCAUUUAUUUUAGUGUUUUUUAAUUUUAUUUUUUAUUUUUAUCAUUUUCCCCUUCUCAUUUUAAGCCUCCAGUUUUCAGUGUUUGUAGGAAGUAUGUAUGUGUAUGUCCACAUGGCCAAUUUAAAAAAAAAUUAAAUUAGAAACAAAGCUAAAGCUUGAGGGUCUUCAAGUUAAAGGUCACGUUUUUGAUCCCUAAAAAGAAUGUUCAAAUCUAAUCUAAGAGUAGCAGAGUCAGUUAGUAAAUUCUGGAUAACUUGAUAAAAGGCCAAGACAAGUUAUUUUAAUGAAACGUAAGUGUGAGGGCCCAGUGCAAAUACACAAUGAGUUUUGUGUGCCAGUUUUUAAAAAAAUAAUUUCCUUAGCUUAAAACAUUCAUUUCGUUUUCCAUGUACAAAUGUGCUUGAGAAUGUACAAACCAUGGGUGGUUGUUUUUUGGGUUUUUUUUUUUUUCUUUCUCAAAUCCCUGCAGCUCUUUGAGACUGACAGAUGUAAACUCCUUAUACCAUGCUUGUGACACCCAUCAAGAAUGUUUAAUUUUGAAACGUGAUUUUGCUUGCAAUUCCAGAGGGCUCUCUCUGAUACCUCUCUAAACCUGGCCUAAACUGUAUUUUAAACAAAUGCUGAAAUGAGAUCCAUUGGAUUAACAAGUUUAAUAAAAACAUUUUUUAAAAGACACAUGA